Messenger RNA from Eubalaena glacialis (North Atlantic right whale), 1667 nucleotides. It is a transcript of the gene GLP2R, whose product is annotated as glucagon like peptide 2 receptor. Gene Ontology annotation, molecular function: peptide hormone binding; glucagon receptor activity. Bases 6 to 1667 code for a protein of 553 amino acids. The transcript is spliced from 13 exons. Gene Ontology annotation, biological process: adenylate cyclase-modulating G protein-coupled receptor signaling pathway; cell surface receptor signaling pathway. The record is from RefSeq and is a predicted model, not a curated record. Gene Ontology annotation, cellular component: plasma membrane. NCBI's taxonomy places the organism in Eukaryota, Metazoa, Chordata, Mammalia, Artiodactyla, Balaenidae.
GGAAGAUGAGGCCGGAACUGAGCCGGGCAGGGCCCAGGAGUAGGAGAGUGGGACCCCUGCCCGCAGCCCACACACUGCCCACGGGCAUCCCUGCCACCCGGGGGGCCAGGCCUCCCCCCUCCCCUGGGAAGCGGGCUCUCUGGACCCCUGCGAGGCCCUUCCUGGCCCUGCUGCUUCUGGUUUCCAUCAAGCAAGUUACGGGAUCUCUCCUUGAGGAGACAACUCGGAAGUGGGCUCAGUACAAAGAGAAGUGUCUGAGAGACUUACUCAAGGAAACUUCUGGCACGGUUUGUAACGGGACCUUUGAUCAGUAUGUGUGCUGGCCUCAUUCCACUGCAGGAAAUGUCUCUGUUCCCUGCCCUUCAUACUUACCUUGGUGGCGCAAAGAGAACUCCGCAAGGGCCUACAGAUACUGCCUUUCUCAGGGCACUUGGCAGACGCUGGAGAACUCCACAGAUAUUUGGCAGGACAACUCCGAAUGCGCUGAGGACCACAGCUUCAAACAAAAAGUGGAACACCGCGCCUUGCUGUCGACCUUGCAGCUGUUGUACACUGUGGGGUACUCCCUCUCCAUCGUCUCCCUCUUCCUGGCUCUCACCCUCCUCUUGUUUCUUCGAAAACUCCACUGCACACGCAACUAUAUCCACAUGAACUUGUUUGCUUCUUUCAUCCUGAGAGCCCUGGCUGUGCUGGUGAAAGACGUCAUCUUCUACAACUCUUACUCUAAGAGGCCCGACAGUGAGAAAGAGUGGAUGUCCUACGUGUCAGAGGUGUCCACUUCCUGCCGCUCGGCCCAGGUUCUCCUGCACUACUUCGUGGGUGCCAAUUACUCAUGGCUGCUGGUUGAAGGCCUUUACCUCCACACGCUCCUGGAGCCCAUCGUGCUUUCAGAAAGGCGGCUGUGGCCCAGAUACCUGCUGGUGGGUUGGGCCUUCCCAGUGCUCUUCGUUGUACCCUGGAGCAUCGCCCGUGCUCAGCUGGAGAACACAGGGUGCUGGGGAACCAACAGGAAUAAGAAUAUCUGGUGGAUCAUCCGAGGACCCAUGCUGCUUUGUGUAACGGUCAAUUUCUUCAUCUUCCUGAAAAUUCUCAAGCUUCUCAUUUCUAAGCUCAAAGCUCAUCAAAUGUGCUUCAGAGAUUAUAAAUACAGAUUGGCCAAGUCCACACUGGUCCUCAUUCCUUUAUUGGGUGUUCAUGAGAUUCUCUUCUCUUUCAUCACUGACGAUCAAGUUGAAGGAUUUCCAAGAUAUAUACGACUCUUCAUUCAGUUGACUCUGAGCUCCUUCCACGGACUACUUGUGGCCUUGCAGUAUUGCUUUGCCAAUGGAGAGGUGAAGGCCGAGCUGCGGAAGCAGUGGGCCCGCUUUUUGCUAGCCCACCACUCGGGCUGCAGAGCCUGGGUCCUGGGGAAGAACAUCCGAUUCCUAGAGAAAUGUCCCAAGAAGCUCUCGGAGGGGACCGGCUCCGGCAAGCUGCAGAAGGCGCGGCCCUCGCCCCACGGUGGGCGUCUCCUGCACUUGACUGCGGAGGGCCUGGGGGCGGCGGGCGCCCUGCCCCGCCAAGGCCACGCAGCCUGGCCCCGGGGCAGCAGCGUGUCGGAGAGCAGCGAGGGGGACUUCACCCUGAUCCACACCAUGGAGGAGAUUCUCGAGGAGAGCGAGAUCUAG